AAGGAAACUAGCCGAGGUUUAUGACGAGUCUUUACUAUUCUUUUCUUUUUCUUUGCUUUGAUUCUUGAAGUUAACUGCCCUAUUUUUUCCCAAUUCAAGCUCAAGCCCCCUAACUGUUCUUCAACCGUCGUCUCUCUUUAGCUAGAAAGCUUAUCACCCAUUUCCAACGUCAACAUAUUUGAAGAUUAGGCCUUGAAGAAGAAAAAGAAGAUUAUAUCAUACGGUUAUCUUACCCUUCUGUAUUUUUCUAAGCCAAAGAUUUGUGGGGACCAAAAGAAACAAAUCUUUUGAGUCUUUGGUCCCAAACCAAGAGUAAAGUAUUGAUUUUGAGCUUGCAGGAAGGAAUCGAAGUUAACUGUGACAUGGAUGUUUAAUAGUGCUGGGAGAGAUCUGAGUGGAAUAGGAGUAGAGAGAAAUGGAACCUCCGAAAGGAUUUUUGGCUACUGUCUGGAACUUUAUUUGCUUUCUGCCUUACUUCAUUGGGCUUUUGCUCCUUGGGAGCAUUAAAGGUAUCAUAUUAUGCCCCAUCAUCUGUCUUAUCAUGUCAAUUGGAAACUCGGGUGUCAUACUGGUUUACUGGCUUCCCCAGUGUUACUGGGCCUAUUACUGCAUUUUGUGGGCUAAAAAACUGGGGCCAGUUCUGAAGUUUUUUAUCUGCAUAUCUGUACUACCCACAAGUUUGAUUUUGUGGCCUGUGGUUGGUAUUCUUGGAAGUAUUGUGGGUGGAGCUGCUUAUGGCCUUUUUUCACCAAUACUUGCUACUUUUGAAGCUGUUGGAGAAGGGAGGACAAACCGAUUAUAUCACUGCUUUUACGAUGGAACUGUGAGCACCUUCAAAGGAUGCUUUACUGUUGUCAGGGAUUUUAAGGAUGUUUGUGUCUAUUCAUAUUUCUCAAUUUUGAAAGACUUACGAGAACAAGGACCUCCUAAUGGGAAAUAUUAUGAGAUCAGAUUGCUCUAUCUUCCUGGUGCUCUUAUAGCUGGAGUCCUUGGUUUCAUGGUUGAUAUGCCAGUGAUUUCAAUACUUGCCAUGUUCAAAAGCAUUUACAUGCUCUUUAAGGGAUGGCAUCGUUUGUUUCAUGACCUUAUUGGUCGGGAAGGUCCUUUCUUGGAAACGAUAUGCGUACCAUUUGCUGGUCUUGCUAUCCUACUUUGGCCAUUGGCUGUUGUUGGGGCAGUAAUGGCCUCCAUUUUGUCCAGUAUCUUUAUUGGUGCAUUUGCCGGGGUGGUUGUUUAUCAGGAAUCCUCUCUCUGGUUCGGUCUUUGCUAUAUUGUUGCAUCGCUGGCACUAUACGAUGAAUACAGCAAUGAUAUUCUUGAUAUGCCAGAAGGAUCUUGUUUUCCAAGACCUCGCUACCGAAAGAAGGAUUCUUCAUCACAGACUGCCUCUCGCGCGCCAUCCUUCUCUAGGGGCAGUGGCUCUUUCAAAAAUCCACCCUCUCGAACAACUUCAUUCAAUAAUUCCAUGGUCGAUUUAAAGCCACUUGAGCUUCUUGAGAGCUUAUUUAAUGAGUGUAGACAUCAUGGAGAGAUUUUGUUUUCUGAAGGAGUAAUAACUCUUAAAGACAUUGAAGAAGCUAGGUCUAUUAAGGAUAGCAGAAUUAUCGGCGUUGGCUUACCAGCUUAUUGUCUUCUUCAGACGCUGUUGCGGUCUGCAAAAUCAAAUUCUGAUGGUCUUUUGUUAAGUGACAAUACUGAGAUAACAAGCAGUAACAGACCAAAAGAUGCUGUAUUUGAUUGGUUUUUCAAUCCAUUAUUGAUCAUCAAGGAUCAGAUUAAAGCAGAAAAUCUUACUGAGGCCGAAGAAAACUACUUUUGCAAAUUGGUUUUGUUGAGCGGUGAUCCUUUGAGGUUAAAAGAUUCAAAUAUUGGCCCACCACCAGAAUCAGAGCUCAAGCGAGCUGAAUUGGAUGCAUUAGCUAGAAGGCUUCAAGGAAUCACAAGAUCAAUCUCAAGGUAUCCAACUUUUAAGCGUCGCUUUGAGAAUUUAGUAAAAUCCUUAUCCAAUGAUCUUGACAAGAAUGGAAAGCAGAUAACAAUUCAAAGAUCGAAGAGUGCCUUUGUGAGAAUGUUUAGCCAAAAGUCCUUUAAGAAGACAAGCAACGAUGUGUCUGAUCAAGAGUCGCAAAUAGUUGCCAGAAAUGUGGAAAUUGUAUGACGAGACACAGAGAAAACCAUCAGUUAUUUCAUUUCCAAAUUUUGUAUUCUUAGGUGCUUAGUUGAUUGCUUUUUGAUUGUUUUCAUUAUACUGAUAUGAUUAACUUCUUGUUGGCGAUGCUGGCUAAGAAGAUUGUAUGUGUAUGCAUAUCUUGUACAAAACUGUAAUUUGUAUCACUAUCAUAGAGAAAAGUUCCUUAGCCUUGUAACAUCAACAUGAAUUGUCUUCAAGUUCAAGUACCAUAAUUUGCUCACUCUCA
Humulus lupulus (European hop) is the source of this 2417-nucleotide messenger RNA. RefSeq lists its product as uncharacterized. Bases 416 to 2158 code for a protein of 580 amino acids. The record is from RefSeq and is a predicted model, not a curated record. The transcript has 11 exons. Lineage: Eukaryota; Viridiplantae; Streptophyta; Magnoliopsida; Rosales; Cannabaceae.